GGUGGGGAGAUCAAGAUAUCUGUGUUGAAAACACAAAAGGCUGCAAGAUCUUUCCUUUCCUAUCUCUAUGUUCAAGCGUCGGAUGGCGACGGACGUGACGGAGAAGGGGAUUCGCCUUCCGGCUCAUCUGUCGGAGGGACCCACGUGGAUGUGGUCGCCUCGUCCGGGGAGAUGGAGGCGUUGGAUCGGGUAGUGAAACCCAAAACCAAGAGGGCCAAACGGUUUCUGGAGAAAAGAGAGCCAAAGCUUACAGAGAAUACCAAGAAUGCUAUGUUAAUAAAAGGUGGAAAUGCAAGUUCAGCAGUAACUGAAGUUCUGAAAGACAUUUAUGCUCUGAAAAAGCCAUUUGCUGUGCUUUAUAAGAAAAAAAAUAUUACAAGACCUUUUGAAGAUCAGACCUCACUGGAAUUUUUUUCCAAGAAGUCUGACUGUUCCUUGUUCCUGUUUGGAUCACAUAAUAAGAAGAGGCCCAAUAAUUUGAUAAUAGGUCGUAUGUAUGAUUAUCACGUUUUGGAUAUGGUUGAACUAGGGAUUGAGAAGUUUGUACCCCUGAAGGAUAUUAAGAGUAGCAAGUGCCCUGAAGGAACAAAACCUAUGUUGAUAUUUGCGGGUGAUGCUUUUGACAUCAGUGAAGAGCAUAGGCGCUUGAAAAGCCUUCUGAUUGAUUUCUUCAGAGGCCCUGUUGUGCCCAAUAUUCGUUUGGCAGGCUUAGAACAUGUUCUUCACUUCACAGCUGUGGAUGAAAAAAUCUUUAUGAGAAGUUACAAAGUAUUGUUGAAAAAGUCUGGUUGCAAAAUACCAAGGAUUGAACUUGAAGAAAUGGGACCCUCACUAGACUUGGUGAUGAGGAGAACACAUUUGGCAUCAGAUGAUCUUUAUAAGUUAUCUCUAAAGCAGCCCAAAGCUCUUAAGCCAAAGAAGAAGAAAAAUAUUUCCCAUGAUGUCUUUGGUACAAAAUAUGGGCGGAUCCACAUGCAGAAACAGGAUCUGGAUAAGUUGCAAACUCGGAAAAUGAAAGGUUUAAAGAAAAGGCCUGCUGAAAAGAAGAAUGAAGGUGGAGAAAGUCCAAAGAAACGAAAGCUUGGGUGAUAGGGUGGGACAAGACUGAGUAGCUGAGACAGGGUUGCUGCUUUGAUUUUUAACUGGAGUAAAUAUCAUUUACACCCAGAAUUUCAUUUUGAAGCAGUUUUUGAGCAGGUCUUACUACUUUGUCAUUCCGAAAGAGUGGGGAUGUUUUUAAGGAGAGGGAAUGAGUAUGGUUCAGUUAGCAAUUUUUUUGAAGAUUUUUCUUUUGACAGGCAUUUGGUAUGGCCAACUCUGUAAUGAUUUCCAACUAUUCUUAGUGGCUUGCUCUUUUCCAUAUUCACUCCCCAAUUCUUAUUGUUGUCCUUUCAGACUACAUUAUGCUUGUAUUAAAAACGUGCAGUAAGGUCACUAGACAAGAGCUGAAAUACCUUUAUACUUUGGAUAUUUUUUUAAAAUGAACAUACCAAAUGUUCAACUCUGAAUAUGGGACAAUUAUUUUUUGCAAAAAAAAUUAAUCAACACACAUUUACUCAAACAGCUUAGUUACAGAGAACAGGAGCAUUUUAACUCAAGACUAUUCAUACUGAAUUUGAAAAAAAAUUACAAAAGCAAGGAAUCCCUAGUUGCUUCAGGAUUCUCCUCUUUCACUCAAAUACUGUUGCUCUUUUUCAAAUGAGUCUGUAACUUUGAUUGCAUUAUAAAGUACAGUCAGUCAAAUCUAGACCCCCCAUGCACCUAUCAAGAAUUCAUCUCUUUUGACUGAAAAAAAAAUCCAUGCAGGCAGAUUCUAAGGGAUUACUAUUUUAGGAACAGUGAUCGUGUAAAUAGCUGCAAGGAUAUAAAAGGACAGCUGACUCAUUCUUUCUCUGCUCCCCACUUUUUUAUGAUGUUUGAGUUCCUGUGGUAACCUGGCCAGUUUCUGAAUUGAGGUCAGUGUGCACAUUUUGCUAUAGGAAAAAGUAACAGUUCCGUUUCAGAUAUUACAGAGAACAGUAAGAGUACAAUAUAUGUGAGAAAUGUUUCUGCUUCAUUCCUCUAUAGUUGGAACACCAGAAGUCCUUAUUGAAUGCUUGUUUUAAUAUACUUCAUGAACUUGACCAAAUGACUGUCAUGUUAUAACAUCUGAGCAUCUGCUAUGAGUAAAAAGUUCUGCACCUACACAGA
Molecule: messenger RNA, 2190 nt
Organism: Pogona vitticeps (central bearded dragon)
Lineage: Eukaryota; Metazoa; Chordata; Lepidosauria; Squamata; Agamidae
Gene: RPF2
Product: ribosome production factor 2 homolog
Biological process (GO): ribosomal large subunit assembly; maturation of LSU-rRNA from tricistronic rRNA transcript (SSU-rRNA, 5.8S rRNA, LSU-rRNA)
Cellular component (GO): nucleolus
Molecular function (GO): rRNA binding
Source: RefSeq, a predicted model, not a curated record